Molecule: messenger RNA, 3077 nt
Organism: Pleuronectes platessa (European plaice)
Lineage: Eukaryota; Metazoa; Chordata; Actinopteri; Pleuronectiformes; Pleuronectidae
Product: kinesin-like protein KIFC3
Exons: 20
Coding region: 172-2946 (924 amino acids)
Biological process (GO): microtubule-based movement
Molecular function (GO): microtubule motor activity; microtubule binding; ATP binding
Source: RefSeq, a predicted model, not a curated record
GCUGCACACAGCACCAGGAUGCUGUUGCAGCUCUGAGAACAAGGGCUGCACGGGAAGAUUUGUCAUUGUCGACACGGAUGGAGAAGAAAGAGGAAUGCAGACGAUGGGAAUGUUAAAUUAUGAUCACCUAAGAGGGGACGAUAUGUAAUAAGGGACUUGGGUGGCGUGGAGAUGUACGCCUUCUACUCCCUCUUAGUCUACAUCUUCUACACUGUCUUUAAGAAGGAGGAGGACGAUGACUCCUUGGAGGGGGCGUGUGGAGCUUCCUCAGACGAGCCAGGACCUGUUUCCAUGGAAACAGGCAGAAAGAGGAGAGAUGGCCACACCCCCAAAAUAAGGAAAAAAGCUUGUGCUCGCUUUAGUGAAUCAAGCAGCAGCAGUGACAGUGAUGAACUGUCCCCAAAUGAAGAAGAUGAAGAAGUUGGCCCUGACCUCCCAGCAUGCACUCCUCUGGCUGCCUUUUUGUCCUUCAAGCAGGAGGCUGAGAAGAGACGGGUCUCACAGGUUCAGCUGGAAACGACAGGAAAGUUGGCGGAGUCUCCUCUGGUGGCGGUGAUGUCCCACUUGCUGACUUUUCUGGAGCAGUACUCCCACUUCCAGCAGCUGCAGCAGCAGGCCGACCAGUACCGCGUUCAGCUGAAGAGACACCGCGUCCAGCACCGCCGGCAGAUGAAGGCCCUGCGAGCCUCCUACCGCCAGCGCCUCAGGGACAAGAGCAGCAUCAUCAGCAGCCUGGAGGACGCCAUCAGCCAGCAGCAGUCCCCCAGCCCACUGAGCGAGGGUGAGUCGAGCACAGAUGCAGGGACACAGGCCGGGGUUCACCGGCUGGUGGAGUCUCUGUACGGCCUGCAGGGUGAGAGGAGUCAGCUGAGAGGUGAACUCCGUCAGCUGCACUCACAGCUGGAGCAGAAGGAGCGGGACCGACACUCUCGCGUCCAGGCCUUUCAGCAGCAGAUAGAUGAGCUGAAGAGUUGCAUAGAGGAGCGUGAGGAGGAGAUGUCAAGACUGAGAACAGCUACCGGGGCCACAGACUCAGAGAAGCGAGUGCUGUGUCUGUCGGCUGAGAACGAGAGCCUGAAACAAAACCUGAGCGUCACCCAAGGCCUCCUGCAGCAGCUGUCGGCCAUCCCGUCCCAGUCCAGCACCAUGCUCGUCAAGGAGAACGAGAACCUCCGCAGCCGAGUGCAGCAGCUGGAGAUCUCCCUGCAACAGCGCGCCGAGCAGCUGUCCCACCUGGAGCGAAAGAGCGAGCAGAGCGAGUGGACGAGAGGAGAGGAGCUGAGGAAACGAGAGGACAGAGUGAGGGAGCUGCAGCUGGAGUUGGACAGAGAGAGAGGCAAGGAGCCAGCGGUGAAGUAUGUCACCCAGACGGUGGAGGUGGAAUCUCCUGCCACACUGAAGCAGCUGAGUAAAGCCAGGCAGAGGAACGAGCUGCUGUCGGAGAAGCUGUCGAGUCAGAAUGAGCGGUGCAAACAGCUGGAGGAGCACAUCAGGAAAUCUGACGAAUACAGCUGUAAUCUUCAGCACAAGAUUGCGGCGUAUGAGCGUGAAAUCAGUAAACUGAGAGAAGAGCUGCUGAAGGAGAUCGGCCACUUGGAGGAGAAAAAGGAGGAAGCUGUGAAGGCUGCGGCCCACUGCUCAGCAGAACACUUUCAGAACCUGCAGGACCAAUUCUUCAGCUUGCAGAAGCGUCUGACCUCCCUCACGCCGACUUUACGCUCCAUGAAGACAGACUACACCAGUCUGAGGAGCCAAGUUCGUAACUUCUCAGAUUUUUAUGGAUCAGCCAUAAAUGAUGCAAAAAAACAGAUUUCGGCAGCUCUCCAUGAGAUGUCCGAAGCCAACCAAGACCUCCUGGAGAAGUACAGAAAGGAAGUGGCGCUGCGCAGGAAGUACCACGAGCAGCUGGUGGAGCUUAAAGGCAACAUCCGCGUGCUGUGCCGAGUGAAGCCUGUGCUGAAGGAGGACCAGCACGAGGAGGGCCAGUCCGCGGUGGUGACCACAGACCCUCACAACGAGUCCUCCCUCACCGUGCUGAACAAAGGGAAGGGUCGCAUCUUUGAACUGGACAAGGUCUUCAACCCGCAGGCCACACAGGAAGAGGUCUUUCAGGAAAUCGAACCUCUGGUAACGUCCUGCAUCGAUGGAUACCAAGUUUGUAUAUUUGCGUACGGACAGACCGGCUCUGGAAAGACCCACACUAUGGAGGGCAGUGUGGAGAACCCAGGCAUCAACCAGCGAGCCCUGAAACAUCUCUUCAGUGAGAUCGAGGAGCGGAAGGACAUGUGGUCUUACGACGUCACUGUCAGCUCUGUGGAGAUCUACAACGAGGUGCUAAGAGACCUGCUGAGUAAGGAUGGAGAGAAACUGGACAUUAAGAUCAACCCGGACGGAACAGGACAGCUGCAUGUGCCGGGCCUCAGGGUCAAAGAAGUGAAGAGCAUUCAGCACAUUAAGAAGAUUUUAGCCACAGCCAGGAGGAACAGGAUCACCUUUGGCACGCAGAUGAACCAGCACAGCUCACGCUCCCAUGCUUUGCUCUGUAUCACGGUUCAGGGCACUGACCUCGCCACGGGGUCCAAAAGCACCGGUAAGUUGAACCUGGUGGACCUGGCUGGCUCGGAGAGGGUGUGGAAGUCUGGUGCGGAGGGAGACAGGCUGAAGGAGGCUCAGAACAUCAACCGCUCUCUGCUGUCGCUGGGGGAUGUAAUUCAGGCUCUGAGGGCUCGGCAGACUCACAUCCCCUUCAGGAACUCCCGCCUUACGUAUUUAUUACAAGACUCCCUGGGUAAAGGCAGCAAGACAGUCAUGGUGGUGCAGGUGUCCGCUCUGGAGAGUAAUGUGGGAGAGACCCUGUGCUCACUGAAGUUUGCCCAGAAGGUCUGCAAGGUGGAGCUGGGCCCUGCAGCCAGGAAGAUUGAGUCUAGUGGAGGUCACUGUGACUGACAGUCGAGAAAAACCAGGGAGCCACGAACGCAUCAAUCAGAUUAUCCCCCUUCCUUCGGAUGAUUCAUAAAGCUACAGUUUCUACAAGAUCAACAGCAACGCUGCUCAAGGGCUAAAUCUGUGGGAGGUCU